CCUAAACCAUAAGUGCCUCCGCAUCGAUCAGAUGCAUGUGCACGUCACUCCUCACGCCCAAAAACAAUCCACUGACACAUCAUUCCUGGACUUCACUGUCGUAUCCGAACCGCGUCUGUUUAGGUGCGUCAAAGAUUGCUUCUUAUUGCUUCUUGUACCUUGGUAUUUAAGACCCUCGAGUAACUGCCAGUGUUCCUGUCGACUUGCUACACUCGACAAUAGCCAUCAUGAGCCAUCUCGAGCAAGGCGUGCCUUUGGGUCAAACUAUUGUGCCGCAGGCCUAUGGACUCCCUCCGGACGAAGACGAACACGCUGCAAAACUGUCUGCUUGGGCAAACAAAUAUCGCGGUGCUACUGUGGCGGACUUGGACUUACCUCCUGCACUGUCUACCUCUCCCAGCACCUCCCUCUCUUCCGCCAUGCUGUCAGCAUCGUCGCACGACUACUCACAUUUGACUGUCCUGUCUGAAGAGACACGGUCUUUGCUGGGUUACCUACCAAUUGCCAAGUUGAAAAAGCUGUUCGAGUCCAACGAAAUAUCCCCUGACGAUCCCGUCUCUAAGGCAAUGAUGUCAUUCCAAAGAGGAGGAGGAAGGAAAUAUAAAGUCAUCACAAUGGAGACCGAGUUGUGGGAACUUGAAGGCUUCUUUGACAAUGUUGGACCACUUGCAACUGGUGCGACCCAAGAUUUCGCUGUGGUCACGGAUGGAAGUCGCAAAUUUGUACUCGGCAUCUGCACCCGGGACGAUCUGGAAACAUUUGUCAAGAGACGCCCAGCUUAGGACUUGUUAUCAAGCCGGCUUCCAUGGUCCAACCUUAACUUCACACUAUGAAUAGUGUCCUCCCUCCACGACUACCGCCGAAAGUGUGACUGCUUGUAUCAACAAUAUCUAUCUCACCCCCUUGCAAAGAAUCAAGCAGUGCGAAGCAGCGAUUACUAGAGGUGAAAAGGACCUUGAAUGUCUUGCUCGGAUCGUCGACAUGGUUUCUCAGCACCUUGACCAAUUGCUCAACUUCGAACCCUCUUUCGGCCUCGAACUCUUCAACACCGUCGAUAACACACAGCAUUAAUGGUGGCAUCAGGGUGAGCACCUUGCUGAAUACAUGUAUUAGAUCCAGAAGUUGAUAC
Messenger RNA from Exophiala viscosa, 1129 nucleotides. RefSeq names its product transcription initiation factor TFIID subunit D8. Bases 228 to 782 code for a protein of 184 amino acids. The record is from RefSeq and is a predicted model, not a curated record. The transcript is spliced from 2 exons. Lineage: Eukaryota; Fungi; Ascomycota; Eurotiomycetes; Chaetothyriales; Herpotrichiellaceae.